Necator americanus (New World hookworm) is the source of this 828-nucleotide messenger RNA. RefSeq lists its product as uncharacterized. Lineage: Eukaryota; Metazoa; Nematoda; Chromadorea; Rhabditida; Ancylostomatidae. Bases 1 to 828 code for a protein of 275 amino acids. Gene Ontology annotation, biological process: rRNA base methylation. The record is from RefSeq and is a predicted model, not a curated record. Gene Ontology annotation, cellular component: small-subunit processome; nucleolus. The transcript is spliced from 8 exons. Gene Ontology annotation, molecular function: rRNA (pseudouridine) methyltransferase activity; rRNA binding.
AUGUGUGUUAGUUAUACUUCGCCUUGGUUGCUCCCGACUGGUCGUCUGGUUGUGGAGUCUCCACACCCUAUACACAGCAGAUUCCCAGACGCUGUCGCCAGAAGUCGGCAGAAAACUACUCCUUUUGCUGAUAUGUCAGAAGAGUACGAUACUGUUGCUCCUCCAGGUGCAAAAAGAAUGAAAACGGAUGAGUUUAUCGAACAAAAAAGAGUCCUUUAUGUCGUUCUCGAAGGUUGUAGCCUCGAAUCCGCCAAGAUUGGCAAGGACUAUGUUAUUCUAUGUAGUGACAAACACGCUAACUUCUUGCGAAAGAACAAGAAAGAUCCCGCCGAAUACCGUCCUGACAUUCUGCACCAGUGCCUACUGAAUUUGCUAGAUAGCCCAUUGAAUAGAGCUGGUCAACUGCAAGUUUUUUUCCGCACCAACAAAAGUGUACUUGUGCAAGUCAGUCCGCAAUGCCGCAUUCCGAGGACAUUUGAUCGAUUUUGUGGACUUAUGGUUCAACUUCUACACAAAUUGGUCGUACGCGCUGCAGACAGCUCUCAAAAAUUACUAACGGUGAUCAAAAAUCCCGUCUCAAACUAUCUACCUGUCGGAAGCAGGAAAUUGCUGAUGUCAUUCAAUACAGAGGAGUUGAUUUUGCCAAACAAACUCAUAUCGCCGGAGGACGAAGCGCCCCUCGUUGUUGCGAUAGGGGGAAUUGCCAGGGGAAAGAUCGUGACUGAUUACACCGACCAAAACGUGAAAAUAAGUAAUUACCCACUAAGUGCUGCGUUGACGUGUGCGAAAGUUACAAGUGGUAUAGAAGAAAUCUGGGGUAUAGUGUGA